AUAGGUAGUGGGCUACCACAUUUUUUUGAAAAAAAAGUAAUGUAAUGAUUUCAUUGUGUAAUAUAUCAAUUAAUUUAAAAUGAUAUAUAUCAUAAACAAAGGAAGAGAAGGUGAACAAACAUGGGCCGUUAAGUGGCUGAGCAUUGGAUUUGAACUGUUCAAUCUGAUCCUAUUCAAAAUGUUAAUUUUGCCCAACCCAAGCCUGGUCCAUUGACGACCCUACACAUACUCAGUGCAAUUCACCUGAUUAAAAAAAUUUAUGUAUUUCUUUAAUAAGAAGAUGAGAGAACAUCACUAGAAAUUUAUUCACAUGGGAGCUAAAUAAAAAAGACUUCCAAAAAGAACAUGAGACAUUAGCAUAAGGUAUACCAAAACCAUUUGGGACGCUAUUAAUUUUGAAUUACAAAGAAGAUGCAAAACAUUAAAAAUGCAUAUGAAUCAAGGAAGAAAUGAAACAAAUGAUUUUUAUUUAUUUUUUAAUGGCAUUGUGCAGUCUAUGAAGUUCAUUGACAUCACCAAUGCUGCAAUCCACGACAUUCAUCUAUUGAACAGCAAGUCCUUUCACAUCAGCUUAUUUUGGUCACAGGAGGUUCAAGUCUACAACCUCACUAUUACAGCCCCGGGAGACAGCCCUAAUACCGAUGGAAUCCAUGUCAGUUCAUCCAUGAACAUCAACAUCACAAGUUCAACCAUAGGCGUCGGUGAUGAUUGUGUAUCGAUUGGAGAAGGCAACAAUGGGAUUUUCAUCUCUAACAUAUUCUGCGGUCCGGGCCAUGGGAUCAGCAUUGGUAGCCUUGGCAAGCACACUAAAGAGAAGUCCGUAACCGGUGUACACGUGAUGAACUGUACUCUCAGCAGGACCAUGAACGGCCUAAGGAUUAAAACAUGGCCCGGAUCAUCCAUACUUGAAGCUUCAAAUUUCACAUUUGAAGAUGUCAUUCUGGACAGAGUUUCUAACCCAAUAAUCAUCAAUCAGAAAUACUGUCCAUCCCAUGAUUGCGAAGAUAAGCCGUCACACGUGCAGAUCAGCCACAUAAUUUACAAAAACAUCACUGGCACUUCUUCUAAUAAUCUUGCAGUCCAUCUUGAGUGCAGUGCGGCUGUUCCAUGCCAAGACAUACAACUUAAUGAUAUCGACUUGGUGAAUGUUGAUCCCACUGCCGAGGUCUUAUCCUGUUGCUUCAACGUCAAUCAACUGAUAACUAUAGGUGUACAGAAUCCACCACGUUGUAAAGUCAAUACAAGGUGUACUAAUUAGUUCCUUAAUUCCUAGGAAAUGCCACAUGUAUGUAUUUGAUACCAUUUGAAUGUUUGCAAGAUAGUUAAUUAAUUUCUUGUUGAUGUA
Messenger RNA from Magnolia sinica, 1345 nucleotides. Its product is annotated as polygalacturonase-like. Gene Ontology annotation, biological process: carbohydrate metabolic process. NCBI's taxonomy places the organism in Eukaryota, Viridiplantae, Streptophyta, Magnoliopsida, Magnoliales, Magnoliaceae. The record is from RefSeq and is a predicted model, not a curated record. Bases 428 to 1258 code for a protein of 276 amino acids. Gene Ontology annotation, molecular function: polygalacturonase activity. The transcript is spliced from 3 exons.